This is a messenger RNA of Diceros bicornis minor, 3558 nucleotides long. It is a transcript of the gene SLC5A9, whose product is annotated as solute carrier family 5 member 9. Gene Ontology annotation, biological process: transmembrane transport. Gene Ontology annotation, molecular function: D-glucose:sodium symporter activity. The transcript is spliced from 15 exons. Bases 1 to 2124 code for a protein of 707 amino acids. NCBI's taxonomy places the organism in Eukaryota, Metazoa, Chordata, Mammalia, Perissodactyla, Rhinocerotidae. The record is from RefSeq and is a predicted model, not a curated record. Gene Ontology annotation, cellular component: plasma membrane.
AUGAGCACGGAGCCGGCAGCAAUGGGGCCUGGAGCUUCGGGAAAUGCCGGCAGGACUGCGACAGCUCCACGCUCGGCGCUGGGUUCCGGAGUCAGCCUGCACGCCUACGACAUCGGGGUCCUGGUGAUGUACUUUGUCUUCGUCAUCGCCGUGGGGGUCUGGUCGUCCUACCGUGCAAGCCGAGGGACCAUUGGCGGCUAUUUCCUGGCAGGGAGGUCCAUGAGCUGGUGGCCGAUCGGAGCAUCUCUGAUGUCCAGCAAUGUGGGCAGCGGCUUGUUCAUGGGCCUGGCUGGGACAGGGGCUACUGGAGGCCUUGCUGUGGGUGGCUUCGAGUGGAACAUGAGGAAACCAAGGCCUGGAGGAGGCAGAGGGACUCAUCAGAAGUCACACAGGACUGAGAUCAGGUCCCUGGCAACCUGGAUGCUUCUGGCCCUUGGCUGGAUCUUUGUCCCUGUGUACAUCGCAGCCGGUGUGGUCACAAUGCCUCAGUACCUGAAGAAGCGAUUCGGGGGCCAGAGGAUCCAGGUGUACAUGUCUGUCCUGUCUCUCAUCCUCUACAUCUUCACCAAGGUUUCAACUGACAUCUUCUCUGGAGCCAUCUUCAUCCAGGUGGCCCUGGGCUGGGACCUUUACCUCUCCACGGCGAUCCUGCUGGUGGUGACGGCUGUCUACACCAUUGCAGGGGGUCUCACGGCCGUGAUCUACACAGACGCUCUGCAGACGGUGAUCAUGGUGGGGGGAGCCCUGGUCCUCAUGUUUCUGGGCUUUCAGGAGGUGGGCUGGUACCCAGGCCUGGAGCAGCGGUACAGGCAGGCCAUCCCUAAUGCCACAGUCCCCAAUACCACCUGUCACCUCCCUCGGCCCGACGCCUUUCACAUGCUCCGGGACCCUGUGAGCGGGGACAUCCCUUGGCCAGGGCUCAUCUUUGGGCUCACGGUGCUAGCCAUCUGGUGCUGGUGCACGGACCAGGUCAUUGUGCAGAGGUCUCUCUCUGCCAAGAGUCUGUCCCAUGCCAAGGGAGGCUCAGUGCUGGGGGGCUACCUGAAGAUCUUGCCCAUGUUCUUCAUCAUCAUGCCUGGUAUGAUCAGUCGGGCCCUGUACCCAGAUGAGGUGGGCUGCGUGGACCCCGAUGUCUGCCAAAGAGUCUGCGGGGCCCGAGUGGGAUGUUCCAACAUCGCCUACCCCAAGCUGGUCAUGGGUCUCAUGCCCGUUGGUCUGCGGGGCCUGAUGGUCGCUGUGAUCAUGGCCGCCCUCAUGAGCUCGCUCACCUCCAUCUUCAACAGCAGCAGCACCCUGUUCGCUGUUGACGUGUGGCAGCGCUUCCGCAGGAGGGCAACAGAGCAGGAGCUGAUGGUGGUGGGCAGAGUGUUUGUGGUGCUCCUGGUCGUCAUCAGCAUCCUCUGGAUCCCCCUCAUCCAAAGCUCCAACAGCGGGCAGCUCUUCGACUACAUCCAGUCUGUCACCAGCUACCUGGCCCCGCCCAUCACCGCUCUCUUCCUGCUGGCCAUCUUCUGCAAGAGGGUCACAGAGCCCGGAGCCUUCUGGGGCCUCAUGUUUGGCCUAGCAGUGGGCCUUGUGCGCAUGAUCCUGGAGUUCUCUUACCCAGCCCCAGCCUGUGGGGAUGUGGACCGGAGACCAGCUGUGCUGAAGGACUUCCACUACCUCUACUUUGCACUCCUCCUCUGUGGGCUCACUGCCAUCGUCAUUGUCACUGUCAGCCUCUUUACCACCCCCAUCCCUGAGGAAAAGCUCGCCCGCCUGACGUGGUGGACACGGAACUGCCCUGGCUCUGAGCUGGAGAAGGAGGCCCAUGAGGGCACACCAGGGAUAUCGGAGCUGCCAUCCCCCGAUGGGGAGUGCCCUGCAGGAGGCGGAGGGGCAGAGGACUCCAGCCAGGACUGCGAGCAGCCUGGAGCCCCACACAGGUCCUGGGGAAAGCUGCUCUGGGGCUGGUUCUGUGGGCUCUCCGGGGCCCCGGUGCAAGCCGUGAGCCCAGCGGAGACGGCCGUGCUAGAGCAGAAGCUGACCAGCAUCGAGGAGGAGCCACUCUGGAGAAGCAUCUGCAACGUCAAUGCCAUCCUCCUGCUGGCCAUCAAUGUCUUCCUCUGGGGCUACUUUGCCUGACUCUGCAGACCUGGCUUCAGCUGAGACAGAUUAAACACAGGCCGAGCCCAGCCAGACAGAGACAGGCUUUCCUCCCACCUUGCUGUGCAAACUGGAGACCACAGAGGCUGAAAGCUGCAAGAGCCCCUGAGGAACAUCUAAUCCAGCCUCCACACUGGACACUUGGAGAAAUGGAGGCCCAGAGUGAGCACUGGGUUUACUCAGAGCCACAUAGCAGGACUCACACUGGGUCUCUCUUUCCAUUACAUUGCCUACCUCAGAAACACUGUUUCUACCCUCUUGGUGAGCCUACUCAGAAACAUUUAUUACACGUGUGUUUUGAGGUUAAAAAAGUGGAGGAUAGGAGAAAAGCAGUGGCAAGAAUGUUGCGAAAGUCCAUGUGCAUCUUGGCUAACCCCCAUCCCUUCCUCUCCCUGUUCUCCUUCCCUACCUCUCUAGUUCCCGAUUCCCAGCCAUCUAUUCCUAGCAGACAUCCACCCAGGAGGGCCUUAUACUCCCACUGGCGGCUCCUCAAUGGUGGCUGUCAGACCCAAAGGAGUGAGGGACCCGGGUGGCAUGCAAGCAUAGUCACAGAUGGUGUUUUGGGCAGGGAGCUCUGGGCUAGGGGAUCUCCUUGGCACUACUCAAAUUCUGCCUUUUCUACUCUCACAUCCGAACACGUACAAAGUCUCCAUAGCCUUGAGGAACAGCACCCAGUUGGAGAGACAGGACUUGAUGAAAACAAGAGGUAUCAAGACAGGCUGCUCUGUGCUUGAGGGUAAGCCCUGCAGAGGGGCAGCCUAGGAGCCACUGCAGCUGGGCCUGUGCCCUUUGCCUGCCAGGCCUCUGCCCACCUGGGAAAACACCAUGACCCUGCUUAGGCGUCCCUCCUCCAGGAAGCUGCCUGAUGCCCCCCACUGGGUCAACUCCUGCUCCCACCCCCUCUGGACCUGCUUCUGUGGCAGCACUGAUCACUGUAGUGUGAUCUUUGUCUCUCUGACUAGACGGAGUCCUCCAAGGGGCAAGGACCAAGGACAAUGUCCGUUGUGACUUUGUACCCAGAAAGUAACAGGUAUUCAAUAAAUGUUGAAUUAGUAAUUCUCCAAGGUCCUGGUGGCCUUUGCACUGUGGCUGGAGGGUAGUGACCUGGGGAGUCAGCUGGUAGGGAGGAACCUCCUUCAGCUGGAGUUUACCCCCUGAGGCUCAGAAGUCUGGAAUGAAACCACAGCCCUGUCCCCUUGCCAAGGACAUGGGUGAGAAUGUCCCUUCCUUCUUCUAUCACCUUGUCUAGGCUGCCCCUCCUCUCAUUGGAUCCUCUUUAAUGCUGCCUUUGGUCAUCAUUUUAUACUAAUCACUCAUCAUAAUUGAAUACAAAUAAAAUUCUAGUUCUUUGAGGUUCAAAUACAGUGCAUUCUAUAAAUACCUCUUGUCACUGCUGCCUCCAACUUUCUGUGU